This is a messenger RNA of Stylophora pistillata, 777 nucleotides long. Its product is annotated as angiopoietin-related protein 7. Lineage: Eukaryota; Metazoa; Cnidaria; Anthozoa; Scleractinia; Pocilloporidae. The record is from RefSeq and is a predicted model, not a curated record.
AUGUCUGUUUCACAAAAUUCUUCUCUGCUGCUCAGUGUGGCACUUUUAUUCAUGAUUCAGUUGUUACUUUCAACCCGUGCGGCUCCGAUAAGUUGCAAAAACAACAGCAGAAAAUCCGAGAAAUUUAAGAACUGUGCUGAGCUUUACAAGUGCGGUCAAACCAUAAGUGGUGUUUAUACAAUCGACCCGGCUGACGGUAAAGGUGCCUUUAAUGUCUAUUGUGAUCAGACAACAGACGGUGGAGGAUGGACAGUGAUCCAGAAGAGGGUGGAUGACAUCGUAGAUUUCAACCGUACUUGGAAAGAGUAUAAAAAUGGAUUUGGUGAUUUCCUCAUUGGGGACUUUUGGCUCGGACUGGAAAAGAUCCAACGCCUGACGCAAAACAAAACAGAAAACAAACUCCGCGUGGAUCUAGGAGUAACUGCCAACAAAACUGGUCAUGCAGAGUAUGAAUGGUUUGGUAUUGAGACAGCUGAUUACAAGCUGCGCAUCGGCAGUAUUUCGGCAUCUGCAACCGUUAACGAUUCCCUAUCCCAUCAUAAUGGCAAGUUAUUCGGUACCUGGGACAGACCGUCAGCUAACAGUGUUUGUGCACCGAGGUUACCGAGGUUAUGCGAAGGCUGGUCGUACCUGCAAGUUGAUAAAGUUUGUACUGUUCGCUCAAAUCUCAACAAGUUCUAUCCUCCUCACUGGGGAGAGAUAGACCCUAAAGCUAAAACCGCUCUCAGCACAACUCAAAUGAAAAUCAGACAAAAAGACUUUAUCGUGGGUGAGUGA